CUGAGCCGGUUCGGGCUUUUCUCAAAGUACGUCACGGGCGGCGCGGGGAGGAGAACGAGGAGGUCUGCGCGCUCCCGCUGGGUGGGAGGAGCAAGCCAGCCAGCGGCGACUGGCACUUGAAGACCAGCCCGGUGCAGGGGCGAAGGGCGCUGCCAUUUGUUGCUUGUCUUAGCAAAGAAAGAUAAGACCAUGGAGGCCCCUCCCGUCACAAUGAUGCCUGUCACCGGCGGCACUAUUAACAUGAUGGAAUAUUUACUUCAAGGGAGCGUUUUGGACCAAAGCCUGGAGAGCCUCCUCCAUCGACUCCGGGGCCUCUGUGACAACAUGGAACCUGAGACCUUCCUGGACCACGAGAUGGUGUUCCUCCUGAAGGGGCAGCAGGCCAGCCCCUUUGUCCUGCGCGCACGGCGCUCCAUGGAUAAGCCUGGCACUCCUUGGCAUCUGCGGUAUCUUGGGCAGCCGGAAAUGGGAGACAAGAAUCGCCACGCCUUGGUACGCAACUGCGUGGACAUUGCCACAUCGGAGAACUUGACAGACUUCCUCAUGGAGAUGGGCUUCCGCAUGGACCACGAGUUUGUGGCCAAGGGACAUGUUUUCCGCAAGGGCGUCAUGAAGAUUGUCGUGUAUAAGAUCUUCCGCAUCUUGCUUCCGGGAAAUACUGAGAACACUGAGCCUUUGUCUCUCUCCUACCUGGUGGAGCUCAGCAUUGUUGCUCCAGCAGGACAGGACAUGGUUUCUGAUGACAUGCGGAGUUUUGCUGAGCAGUUGAAACCUUUAGUUCACUUAGAGAAAAUUGAUCCCAAACGGCUGAUGUGAGCAAGAUAGCCCUCAUUCAAAACUGGAUCUUUACUGUCACAGAGGCUGGGGGAUUUUAGAAGGCUUUGACCAUUGGAGACAGAUGUCUGGUUCAUACCUCUUGAAAGAAAGCAAAACUAGGUGAUCUGAUUGGUCUCAUACCAUUUCAUAGGUGUAUUAUUUGACUCCAAAUAAAGAGGGUAACCAUUACAGUCUA
Hemicordylus capensis (graceful crag lizard) is the source of this 1012-nucleotide messenger RNA. It is a transcript of the gene MED18, whose product is annotated as mediator complex subunit 18. The transcript is spliced from 3 exons. Gene Ontology annotation, biological process: regulation of transcription by RNA polymerase II; termination of RNA polymerase II transcription. Bases 190 to 816 code for a protein of 208 amino acids. NCBI's taxonomy places the organism in Eukaryota, Metazoa, Chordata, Lepidosauria, Squamata, Cordylidae. Gene Ontology annotation, cellular component: mediator complex; core mediator complex. Gene Ontology annotation, molecular function: transcription coregulator activity. The record is from RefSeq and is a predicted model, not a curated record.